Cladophialophora immunda is the source of this 1439-nucleotide messenger RNA. RefSeq lists its product as uncharacterized. Lineage: Eukaryota; Fungi; Ascomycota; Eurotiomycetes; Chaetothyriales; Herpotrichiellaceae. The coding region runs from base 42 to 830 and encodes 262 amino acids. Gene Ontology annotation, biological process: spliceosomal complex disassembly. Gene Ontology annotation, cellular component: spliceosomal complex. The transcript has a single exon. The record is from RefSeq and is a predicted model, not a curated record.
CGACAUCUAUAGAGUCCCCAUAGGUAGACCUUUUCGCAAUCAUGGCGCCGUCAAAUGAGGCAGACAUGUCUGUCGACUAUUACGAACUGCUUUCCAUCCCAGCAACGGCCUCAGAGUCUGAAAUCCGACGUGCUUACAGGAAAACCUCGCUGCUAUAUCACCCAGACAAAGUCAAGCCCACCCCAGAGACCUUGGAGAAGUUCCAGCUCCUGCAGACUGCGCUUAAUAUCCUCACAGACGCUGCCGAGAAAAUCAAGUAUGACCAGACGCGGGAAGCGAAGCAAAGGCGCCUGGCAGAGACCGCCGCGCUGGAAAGCCGACGACGACAGAUGAAGGAAGAGCUGGAGAAACGAGAGGGAUCUGCCACUGGUAUGCCCGCCACUGUGAGCGGCGUGAAGCGCACCUGGACCGAGCGAGAACUUGAGAUCAAGCGCAUCGCUGAAGAGAACAGAAAGAAGCGGGAGGCGGCCGUGGCACACAAGGUGCAAGAGGCGCAGGCACGAACACAGGCAGCCGAGGCAGCAGAGGAACAGCAAUCUUCCAGCUCGAUAGACAGGUCUGUCAAAGUGCGCUGGAUCAAGGAAGCAGACGGGCUAGAUAUCGAUCAGGAAGCACUCGAAGAGAACUUCGCCGCGGGCGAUGUGGAGAAUGUCCUGAUGCUGAAAGACAAGAAACGUCGUAUCGAAGGAAGAGAUAAAAAGGUCUUACUGGGCACUGCCGUCAUCGUGUUCAAAUCUAUGGCUAUAGCUAAGAAGGUCGUGGCACAGGGUCCUUGGGAGGGUAUCGAAAGCGUUGAGUGGGCCGCAACAAGGGAAACUGAUGGCGGUUGAGAGUGGAGGAAGGCUCAUGACUUCUACAAUUUCCGACAACAGCAUCCUGCUAUGGUGUUUGCGUUUCCGCCCGAAACGGAGAAUAUUGAGCACCCGCCCUGGAAUGGACCAAGGCAAACUUUCGUCAGUGAGUUGCUGUCAGUCGUCAAGCGCUGAAUAUGACAGCAGAAUGUCCCCCCAAGGAUGUUGUUUCCUCGACCAAUGGAACUCACAACAAGAAGGGUUCGCACGGGGAUUCCACCAGUGCUUGAAAGUGCCUGUGCUUGACACUGACUGACCUGUGCCCCUCGGUUUGCUAGAAGCAAGUCGGAAUCCAUGAUUGUCCAUUCCAGACACCGCAAAGGACCAACCAAGUCCGGACCAUCCCGCCGAUGAGUAUCCUGGAGAAUGACGCUUUGCACAUGAUGAGACCAUCCGCUACCAGACGCCUUUGCUAGGCUGCGAAGGCCAGUACCUCAAGGAAACAGAAGGCGUGGAUGCUAGUGAUUGAUGCCUCUAGGUUUGCGUGUAGAAGCGUUUAGCGACCAUAGAGGACGAGAUCCCUUGUUUGUGACGUUCCAAAGGGACUUCUCGAAAGCCUUUCCUUUAAUCAAGUUCCUCUUCAUCUUC